Messenger RNA from Saccharomycodes ludwigii, 4206 nucleotides. RefSeq names its product DNA-binding protein SAW1 (gene SAW1). NCBI's taxonomy places the organism in Eukaryota, Fungi, Ascomycota, Saccharomycetes, Saccharomycodales, Saccharomycodaceae. The coding region runs from base 1 to 4206 and encodes 1401 amino acids. The transcript is spliced from 2 exons. The record is from RefSeq and is a predicted model, not a curated record. Gene Ontology annotation, molecular function: flap-structured DNA binding. Gene Ontology annotation, biological process: double-strand break repair via single-strand annealing, removal of nonhomologous ends.
AUGUUCACGCCACAAAGUAACACAGAUAACAAUAGUGCCAGUAUUAAUAUUAAAGCUGAUAACAACACAAAAGAAGAUUCUAAUAAAAAUGCUACUAAACAAUCAUAUACUUCUACGUCUUCGAUAAGAAAUAAUAUUUAUCAGUCAUUAAAAUCGAACCAUCCUAAUAAGAAUUUUAAAAAUAGUCAUUUAAUGAAUCCAAUAAAUACAUCUUUUACUAAGAACCACAAGUCACAUUCUACUGCAGAUGGAAGUUUUAAUAAUAUUAACGAGUCCAUAGAUGUACCCGCUAUAACAUUGACUGAGGCAGAUAACAUUUCUAAAAUCAGAAAAAAAACCCCGAUGUCUAUUGGUACUAUGACAGCCGUGACUUCUAAUGAUAAUGAUAAAACUGAAAAUAAUAUGGUCAAUAAUGAUUAUGCAGAUACUGGUUCUCAUAUGGAUAAUAAUUGCAAUUCUAUUUUAUUAACUAAAGCCCAUAAUGUACCAGUAUAUAACCUGCAUAAUAAUAAUGAUAAUAAUAAUAAUUCAAACAAUUUAAAUUAUAAAAAAAAAGAUGGAUUUGAUAAUAGUGAAAUAUUUUUCAAAAUACAUAGUAGUACUAACAAGAAUACAAAUAAUGCCGCCAGUUUCAACAAUAAUAUUAUAAAUGGUAACGUUGAUAAAAACCAUCUCGGUUUGAAUGAGUUUUUUCAACAAAACAAAAUCAAUAAUAUGACAGAGGAUUUAGAAACCAGAAUGAAAAAAAUCACAAAUGUAUCUAAAGGCAAAUUUAGUGAUUUAGUAUUUUCGCAAGCUCCUCUGCAUAAUAUGCCCCCUAACGUUAAUGCUAAUAUCAAAACUUUAACGCCGCCUCUACCACCUCCUCCUCCAGGUUUAUCCUUCUUAUUAUCUGAUGGCUCCCCUAGUGAAAGAAGACAUAGCUCUGGUUCAAGGUCGCAUUCAAGAACUUAUUCAUCUUCAGCUCUCCCACCCAUCACUAAAAUAGUAACAAAUACUUCUUCUACUUCAUCAUCAACGUCGUCAACAUCAUCUGCUCCUUUAUCUGAAGUAUUAUCUGACUCCUCAUCUCUAGCAAUAAAGCCUUUAAACAACUAUGCUACUGAAUCGUCUUGUGAGACAGCGUUAAAAAAUGGUUCUAAUAAUAGUAAUAAUGGUCAUAGUAAUUUUUUAAAUGUACCCUCAAUUACCAAUUUUACAGAAGUGAAAAACCCUCGCUUGAGACUGUCGUCUUCUUCAUUACAUGUACCUAAUACAAAUGUUACUGGAUCACUUGAUAAAAUGAAAUCCAGCUCAUCAUUAAGAAAAAUUAAUUCGAAUUCUUCUGCUUAUUCUGCUAGUAGGCUACAGCUGACACCUAGUGCUGGUAGCGGAGGCAGUAUUGGUUCUAAUUUAAAGUCGCAUACAAUUAUGACCGGUGUUUCUUCUUCGCCAUUUCAUCAAAGGACUUAUAGUAGUGGUAUUAAUAAUAUUAAUGGAUCUGACGAUUUUUAUUCAUUGAAUUCAAAGCUAAUGCACAAUCAUGGUAAUGCACCAACUGGUUCACAAAAAAAUAUUCUUUUGAAUGACCUACAUAACAAAAAUAGCAGCAAAAGAUUAGUGAAUCAAUUUUUUGAAGAUUUCUCUAAUAUUAAAAGUAGUGAUGGUGUACGCACCGAAAAUGGGGGAAACAAUAGUAAUAGCAAAAAUCCAGACAUCGAUAAUAUUAAUGAUAAUGAUCUUGAUAUUAAUAAUAGCAACAAUAAUAAACCAAACUUAUUGCUUGAUGAUCAAACAAAUAAUUCAUUUUUGAUUGACGGUAGCCAUAAAAAUAUUUCUGAUAGUGUCAAUAAUAAUGAUAGUAGGAAAAGAUCUAAUACACUGCUUGACGAUGAAAAAAAUGUUUUCCCAUUCUCUGAUGAUCAUCCAACAAAAUUUUAUAACACCAGUGAUAACAGUAAAGAUAAUUAUGAUGCCACCACUAUUAAUGGUAAUAAGUAUACUGACAAGAAUGACACGAAUGACAAUAAUGUUAUUACUAACAAGAUCACUAAUGAUGAUCAUGACUUUAUUAACUAUCAUUUAAUGGAUGAACCCAAUCAUCUAAAGAAAAUAGCGACUUCUGAUACAAAUUAUAUGAGUUAUACAACUCCGCAUAAUUAUUGCUACAAUAAUAACAAUGGAUAUCAUUAUUUUCGGCACGACAACGGUGAUGAUACAGCACACAAUGAAAUUUAUCAGGACAAUACAAAUGACAAAAAUGGAGAUAACUUAUUUGCAAAUUAUUUAAUGUAUGGGUUGCACUUAACUGGUUUCCAUAAUGUUUAUUCUCCUCAUAGCAACCGUCGUAAUCACCGCCGACGUGCUCCGAGUAGUAGCGGGCGGAGCAAUAAUCAAUUUUGGACACCUUAUAGUCAUAAUAAUUUUUAUUCCAGUAACCUGGUAAAUAAUAUAAAUAAGAAAAUUAAUAAUACACCAAUUCCAAGUAAUCUCGCCACAGAUGACCAUUUAAAUGUAGUAGAUUAUUCUUCAAGGAGCAAUAGCAAUUGGUCUUCGAUCUAUACCAAAGAUAAUGGUAAUAAUUAUGCUGAAGAUUUUAAUAACAAUCCUAUAAUAAAUGAAUAUUCUAGUAAUGGCACAUUAUUGGAGACUUUAAAACCACAUAAAUCAAGAGAUUCCCUAAUUUCAAAUGAAACCAAUUUAAAUAUGCUUUACCCAGGUUCUGGUAAAGACUUGGCUAAUAUUCUUAUUAGUGAAGAUUUAGGUAAGAUUAAUAAAAACAUUCGGGAUUAUUUAAAUAACGUUGUAUUAAAUAAGACAAAUUAUAUUAACAAUAAAAUGCAACUACUGAGUUUGUUAAAAAACCAAUUGAAAUCAUCGAAUGAACAGGGGGACCAGUUAAUUGAAGAUAUUGAAAAUAGUCUAAACGAACGGAUAUUACAAAAUGAAAAAGAUUUGGAAUAUUUUGCUGGGGAGCUUUAUAAAAACAUUGAUAGUAACAAUGAAAAAUUAAAAGUUUUAAGGAAGAAAGUAGAAGAGUAUUCAAAAUUAUUAAAGAAAGAGAAGGAAAGAUUAGCUAGAAUUGAAAACUUUGUAGAAGUUUUAAAAAUUCUAGAUAAGGCACAUAAGAAAAUGAAAUUUAUCGAUAAAUUAGCAUAUCAAUAUUAUUCCAAAGGUGGUAAUAAAGGUAUAAGCACGAUUGGGGGACCUAAAUUCGCCACUUUCAAUUACAAUGUGGAGAAUAUAAUAAGAGAAGUUUUUAAAAAAUUCAAUAAAAAAACAGGGUACGAUUCAAACUCUAAAAUUGAUAAUAUCGUUUUCGAAGCUCCUGUUUUGUCCAAUAAUUCCAUAAUACGCUUGAGAUCUCCUUUAGUAUCAAUAUAUCUAUCAAAUAAAGAUUUGAAAAGUCUAUGUCAAGAUUUGAAGGAUGAUUUGUUGCUAAUAAUUUAUGAGCUAGGGAAUAAUCUAAUACAGAAUAAAAUAUUGAAUAAAUUAAAAAUACAAGAAACCCAUAAUGUUACCAGUAACACAACCAAAAAAAAUGAUAAAAACAAAAUAAGUUUUGAUGAAGUAACUAAGUUAAUUCACAAAAUGAAUAAUUUAGAAAAAGGUGAUGACAAUUCAACUCAUAUCAACGGUUUAACUCUAAAUUCCAAGACCAUACAGAGAUUGUCUAAGUACACAUUUCUUAUUGAAUUUGAACAUUAUUGGACGGUUAACAUCAUUAUUAAAGAUAUAAGAAAGUUAUCUAAAAUAAGAAACAUCCUACUUUUAAGGGAAGCAGCCAAUAUGGGUGUCACUGCUAACAAUGAAAAUGUGAAUCUUCCCAAGUCUAGAGUAAUACUUUCUGAAUACAAAGAUGAUAAAAUUGGAACCAGUGCUUUAGGAGAAGAGAAAGAAACAGAUGAUAAAUUUAAUAACGAUGAUAAUGAUAUUGACAAUCCAGAUAAUUUGUUGCAAUAUACAGGUAGUAUGGACUCAAUGCAAGUAUCAAUAAGAACUAUUAAACACAAAAAAACUACUAAGAUAUUAAUUGAAGAUGAAGACUCUGUAUCUGAAAUUCGCAAUGCGGUUGUAACUGUAGAUGAGGAUACAGAAUUAAAUAGAGAAGAUGAAAAAAUAAAGUUAGUAUUUGGUUAUGACCCAACUUGGAACUUAGGACAUUGUAUAGACAUCCAAGUGUUGUCUAGACCAAGAAGAUCGACUGUUAGGCCAUCGGAAACAUGA